UAAUAUAUAUAUAAUUUCCAUAAAAGUAUUCUGUAGUAAUUUUGAAGGUUGCAUUGUGUGCAUGAACAGCCCAUAUUGGGGGCAAACAGACAUUGAAUAUUUUUGAAACAAUUUAGUGUAUGACAGCCAUCUUUACAAAUGGCCACCAUGUUGGAUUUUUAUCUUGUAGCCAUUAAACUAUUGUUUAUCUUUAAGCGUUUAAACUUUAUUAAUCUUUUCGGAAAGAGGGGAUCUUAGGUAUAUUCAUGCCAAAUUUGGUGCUUGUACCAUAAAAUGCACGAUUUGUCUGAAACACCAACCUAACCAGCUCCGCUAUAUGCCAACAUGUCUAAAAAUGAAAAUUAAACGACAUGAAAAAGGUUCUGAAAAGAUUUAACAUGUGAUUUGGAGAUUUGAUUGAAUUUAAAAGGAAACAUAUUUGCUGUAAAAGCUGCAUCCCUGCAUUGUUUUUAUUCAAAUCGAUUUUACUCCACACGGUCAUCGCAGGAUGUCACUCUGCGUUGUACCUCUUUGUGGUGUCACAGAUUACUAUAGCAACGUAUUUAGAAAUAAGCAGACUGCCAGGUGACACAGGGACGUCAAAGCGCAAACUUGUUCUCCUCCUUUUUCGGUUUUCUUGAAAAAAGUCUUGUUUUGUCAAAAUCGCGAAAAGAAACAAUGAUGGAAAAUUCAGCCGAUCUCAGCUCAACCAGUGAAGAACAUGUCAGCUGUGUGUUCCAUCAACCCCCAUCCUUUUCAAAAGAUGAUGGGACCACAUCAAGGAAAAAAAAAAGGUCUACUGAAGAGGAGCCUGAUGGGAAAAAGAAGAGGCUCUCUCUGCCCAGCAGCCAAGAACCAGAGUCAAAUGAUGCCUCUGACAGCGGUGGUAGCAGUUCUCCAGAGGAGAGAAUAUCUUUAAAAGAAACCACCUUCUCUCCAAAGACUACUUUUGAGAAACCAGAGAUCAGCAAUGGAGACACAUUUGAAGUAAAGUACAAGAAGGAGGGCCUGCUGGGAGAAGGAGGCUGUGGCUCUGUUUAUGCCGGCCAUCGCGUUGCUGAUGGGUUACCAGUCGCAAUCAAAUACAUUUCAUCUGAGAACAUGUGCUUCAGAGAACCAGCCGAUGAUGGAAAGCAGCUCCCAGCUGAAGUAGCCAUCAUGCUUAAAGUGGCUGAUGGAAGAGAUGGACAUGUGGGAACCACAGCUGCUGUGACUCUUCUGGAUUUCUAUGACCUGGAAAACCAGCUGAUCAUAGUUAUGGAGAGACCGACCCCUGCUGAGUGUCUGUUUACGUACAAAAAAAAGAAAAGCAGGAUUGAGGAGGAAGAGACCAAGAUUAUUCUGAAGCAGCUUGUCCAGGCUGCAAAAGAGCUGGAGGACAAACACAUCUUUCACCGGGACAUUAAGAUGGAAAACAUCCUGAUCGAGACCAACUCCAACGUCCCUCGUGCUCGCCUAAUCGACUUUGGACUCAGCUGUUUGACAGAGAAGGAUGCUCAUCACACAAUGUUCUUUGGAACAGUUGCUCACAUCCCCCCAGAGUUUGACCAAACUGGCUCGUAUUCAGCCGGGCCCACCACGGUGUGGCAGCUGGGAGUAUUGACCUAUGAAGUUCUCCACAAACGUUUCUUCUCAACAAGUUCAUUUCUCAGGAAGAAAUUAGGAAUCAGCCGGGAGCUGUCUAGAGAUUGCAGGAACUUCCUGAGAAGCUGUUUGGCUCCUCUCCCAGAGACCAGACCCACAUUGGAGGAGCUUCUUUGUCAUCCGUGGUUAAGAAGAUGAAAAGAUCUAGAUUCAGAGAAACACUCAGCAUUUGUGAGAAAGCUACACUUUGAAAAGAAGGACAGUUUCUGCCCCCAAGCCCGGUCUCCAGCAUCUUGGGUCCUUCACCACCAGUUCCUGACAUUUAGAAGUCUCCAUAGAGGUUCCUUUCAGCUACGUUGAAAGUCAUGCCGGAUCCAGCCAUCCAUUCCUGAGGAGGAACACCAGAAUCAUACCUCAAGUCUUCUCUUUCUGUGGAGGAUCGUUGGGGUCGCUCCUCUUCAUGUGCCCCGUCCCUGAGGAGGGGUUCUCCAUGUAACCCCCUCUGCUACAGAAACCUGAUCUUUUCUAUCAUGAUAUUUGGUGUAGAGUUGUGUAUUGUGGUGUAGUGCAUUGUGGUGUAGUAUAUUGUGAUGUAGUGUAGUGUUUUGUAGUACAUUGUACUUAAGUUUAGUGUUUUAGUGUAAUACUUUGGUGCAGUACUUUAGUUUAGUACUUUAAUGUAGCAUUUUAGUUUAGUGUUUUAGCGUAUAGCUCUUCAGUGGAGUAAUUUAGUUUAGUAUUUAAGAGUAGCUCUACAGUGAAGUACUUUAGUUUAGUAAUUUAAUGUAGUAUUUUAGUUUAGUAUUUUAGUGUAGCUCCUCAGUGCAGUACGUUAGUACUUUAAUGUAGUAUUUUAGUUUUGAAUUUUACAGUAGCUUUUCAGUGCAGUACUUUAGUUUAGGACUUUAAUUUAGUAUUUUUAGUGUAGCUCCUCAGUGCAGUAUUGCAGUCUGGUUGAUUUUCAGUCCAGAUAAACUGAUAAAGAAGA
Molecule: messenger RNA, 2551 nt
Organism: Oryzias latipes (Japanese medaka)
Lineage: Eukaryota; Metazoa; Chordata; Actinopteri; Beloniformes; Adrianichthyidae
Product: serine/threonine-protein kinase pim-2
Biological process (GO): protein autophosphorylation; regulation of mitotic cell cycle; negative regulation of apoptotic process
Cellular component (GO): cytoplasm
Molecular function (GO): protein serine/threonine kinase activity; ATP binding
Source: RefSeq, a predicted model, not a curated record